AUGAUUUGGGCUUUGACUAAUAUUGCUUCGGGGACAUCUGAACACACAAAAGUGGUGAUUGAUCAUGGUGUUGUUCCAAUAUUUGUGAAGCUUCUUGCAUCUCCAAGUGAUGAUGUUAGAGAACAUGUUGUAUGGGCUUUAGGAAAUGUUGCUGGUGAUUUCCCUAAAUGUCAUGACCUUGUACUUGCACAAGGUGCUUUGAUUCCUCUACUAUCCCAAUUAAAUGAGCAUGCUAAGUUAUCCAUGUUGCGAAAUGCCACAUGGACACUUUCAAAUUUUUGCAGAGGCAAACCACAGCCUUCUUUUAGUCAGACAAAACCUGCACUUCCAGAUUUACAGCAACUUAUUCAUUCAAACGAUGAAGAAGUUUUGACAGAUGCUUGUUGGGCUCUUUCAUAUCUUUCAGAUGGCACAAAUGAUAAAAUCCAAGCUGUUAUUGAAGCAAAUGUAUGUCCAAGAUUGGUUGAGCUAUUGAAGUGA
Lactuca saligna is the source of this 480-nucleotide messenger RNA. Lineage: Eukaryota; Viridiplantae; Streptophyta; Magnoliopsida; Asterales; Asteraceae. The record is from the annotation of a GenBank genome assembly.